Chiloscyllium plagiosum (whitespotted bambooshark) is the source of this 1610-nucleotide messenger RNA. Lineage: Eukaryota; Metazoa; Chordata; Chondrichthyes; Orectolobiformes; Hemiscylliidae. The record is from RefSeq and is a predicted model, not a curated record.
AUGGCAAACUGGUUUGUGAAUGAUGGUCCAAAGCUUAUCAUAUUAUUGUUGUGGUUGGGAGUCAACACUUUACUUUUUCUCCAUACUUUCUUCCUGUAUGAACAAGAAGCAGCAUAUAUUUAUACCCGAGCAAUGCUUGGGUCAGCAUUGGCUUGGUCAAGAGCAUCUGCAAUGUGUCUCAACUUCAACAGUCUCCUGAUUCUGCUGCCAGUCAGUCGAAAUCUGAUUUCACUUUUGAGAGGAUCGUGUAAUUAUUGUCGAAGCAAUAUCAGAAAACAACUAGAUAAAAACAUCAGAUUUCAUCAGAUUGUUGCCUACAUGAUAAUCCUACAUACAGUUAUUCAUGUAAUUGCACAUCUGUUCAAUCUUGAACGAUACCACGCAAGUUAUUCACCUGUUGCCAAAGACUUACUGAUCAGGCUUUCCAGCAUUGGGAAGAACUCCAGUGAAAACUACCUCAACCCCAUCAGAACGUAUGACACGAACCCAGUGAAAGAGCUAUUAAGUAGUGCAGCUGGAGUGACUGGCAUCAUUAUUACUGUGGCUUUCGUUCUGAUGGUGACUUCUUCCACGUGGGUUAUUGUGAAGUCAUUUUAUGAAGUGUUUUGGUUCACUCACCAUCUCUUCAUUAUAUUUUUUAUUGGUCUCAUCAUUCAUGGGUCUGGCCGCAUUGUUCGAGGACAAACCCGUCAGAGUCUUCAGGAGCACAAUGUUACAUACUGCAAAGAUCAUUAUGAAGAAUGGGGAGACAUCCCAGAAUGCCCAUUACCACAGUUUGCUGGAAAUGAACCAGUAACUUGGAAAUGGGUUUUGGGUCCUGUUUUUCUGUACAUUUGUGAAAGAUUGAUUCGAUAUUAUAGAUCUCUGCAAAAAGUCGUGAUUACAAAGGUGAUUGUACAUCCCUCCAGGGUACUUGAGCUUCAAAUGAAAAAACAAGGCUUUAAAAUGAAAGCUGGUCAGUACAUCUUCCUGCACUGUCCUUCAAUAUCUCGAUAUGAAUGGCAUCCAUUCACAUUAACUUCUGCCUCUGAAGAAGACCACUUUAGCAUUCAUAUGAGAGCCAUGGGAGACUGGACAAGUGCUCUCUAUGAGGCCUGUGGAGCUCAUUUAAGGGGAUUUCGGGAAGCAUGGAAGAUGCCAAGAGUUGCAGUUGAUGGUCCUUUUGGAACUGCCUGUAUAGACGUAUUCUAUUAUGAAGUUAGUGUGUUGAUUGCUACAGGAAUUGGAGUGACCCCCUUUGCUUCUGUAUUGAAAUCUAUUUGGUAUAAAUACAAUCAACCAGCAACAACAAUGAAAGUAGAAAGGGUUUACUUCUAUUGGAUAUGCCGGGAUACCCAUUCUUUUGAAUGGUUUGCAGAUCUCUUGCAAUCUCUGGAAGUACAAUUGAUGGAGAGAGGAAGGAGUCGCUUUCUGAGUUAUCACAUUUUCCUCACUGCCUGGGAUGAAUACCAGGCUGCUCAUAUUGCCUUGCAUUAUGAAGAAAACAAAGAUGUUAUCACCGGGCUGAAACAGAAGACUUUUUACGGCAGGCCAGAUUGGAACAAGGAGUUCAAACGCAUAGCUGAUGAUCACCCUGGGUAAGGCCUUUGAUGCUUUAAUGGAUUAGUGAU